GAAUGCCAAUACGAUAUGUACAAGAAUUGUACCUACAAUUUUCGUGUGGUUCGUUUUCGAAGAGGGGGGGGGUUCAGAAAUGGGGGUCUGUCGAUAAAGGGUUGCUCGACGUCGCCGUUUAUAGGAAGAGUUGGGUCACAGCGGAGGGAUGGAAACUCUUCGUUGCUUUCGUUUGGGAUAAACCCACCAACGGCUAUGUCCAAAGGAGCCGAACAGAGUAGUGAGGACUCGUCUCAGGUCUUAUCCGCAAUGCUUCCAUUUGUGGUUGCUGCCACUGCUAUUGCUGCUUUGGCUCAGCCUGCCACGUUUACUUGGAUAUCCAAGGAUUUAUACGCCCCUGCUCUUGGUGGGAUCAUGCUCUCCAUUGGAAUCAAACUUUCCGUCGAUGAUUUUGCUCUUGCUGUCAAAAGACCUUUACCACUCUCUAUUGGGUUUAUCGCGCAGUAUGUGCUGAAACCGGCUCUAGGGGUGUUAAUUGCAAUGGCAUUUGGCGUGCCUAGAAUAUUCUACGCUGGGUUUGUCCUCACCACUUGUGUUGCAGGGGCACAGCUGUCUAGUUAUGCUAGUUUCUUGAGCAAAGGAGAUGUGGCCUUGAGUAUUCCUCCUCACUAGCUCCACCACAAUUGCCUCGGUGAUCGUUACCCCUCUACUGACAGGCCUUUUAAUUGGUUCUGUUUUUCCGGUCGAUGCUGUUGCCAUGGCAAAGUCAAUGUUGCAGGUUGUUCUUGUUCCAGUCACUAUUGGCCUUGCGCUGAAUACUUAUUGUAAGUACUUGGACUACUCCCUUCAACACAUGACUUUCCAAAGAUCUCAAGGACAACAGACAUGCAAAGAACUAGGAGAGAUACUCUCCUAAUUGCUCGCAGAAACAAAGGAAAUAAAGGAAGAUCGCAUGAAGAGAAUUUCAAGGAAACUAUCUCACUGAUCUUGAGAUAAAGGUCUAUUUAAUACAUAUCAUAUUUACAUGAUUCUAAAUUGAUAUGCAUUGAUUUUAAUUGAUCUAAAAAUCUCUUUAUAUAUGGAUAACCGAUUACAUGCCAAAAAAGAGUUUUAAAACCCUUCCAUGUUUAUCUUAUUCUGUAAUUAAGAUACGAUUUGAUUGAGGGGGAGUCCUGCUCCUAUAAAAGGGUUUUCCAACUAAUUCAUCGCAGAGAGUUUUGGUUGCAUAAAAUUGGUUUUUGCUUGAACUUCUAGUUUGGCUGUUCAUAUCUGUCUUUGAAAACUCUCAGUUUUUGUUUCAUGUGUUUCAUUUCUUUAUCAAUCACUUGCAUAAUUCAUUCUCAAGAUCAGUGAGAAGAUUGAGUACGAGGAUGAUUGAAUACAUAUUCGCUUGAAGUAGUUGAUGUUGAAAAAUUAGAAGUUAGAACAGUUGUAAAACAAGUUAGCAUCUGUUGCUAAGUGAAAGUGUUUGUUAUGAACAACACUACUUGUAUUCUGUAAACUCUAUUGAUUCAUAUUGGAUUGCCUUUUCGUGUUGGCUACGUUAAAAGCCACGCAGUGAAGUUUCCUCAGUGGAGAGGUUUACACUGCGUUAGCAAAUCUCAGUGUUAUGAAUCAUAUUUUCUUUGGAUAAACUUAGAUACGCAAAGUUU
Messenger RNA from Rosa chinensis, 1592 nucleotides. RefSeq names its product probable sodium/metabolite cotransporter BASS3, chloroplastic. Lineage: Eukaryota; Viridiplantae; Streptophyta; Magnoliopsida; Rosales; Rosaceae. The transcript is spliced from 4 exons. Gene Ontology annotation, cellular component: membrane. The record is from RefSeq and is a predicted model, not a curated record. The coding region runs from base 16 to 612 and encodes 198 amino acids.